CCACUCCUUGAAACCCAGGUGUAUACUCUCUCAGGGGUCAGAGAGGCCUCGGAAGGAAGGAUACCCUCUCUCGCAAACAUCACUUUGCAUACUGAUUUUCAUGUGUUCCAUUCACGGAGGGAGUCUGGUCUAGAUCAUUCCCUGCAACUUAACUCCCUCACCUCGGAACAAUCAAAAUCUUAGCCUCACAUUGGCAGGAACGAUUUUCUCUCUCCCAGACAGACAACGCUGCCAUGGCAAUAAAGUGUGAGGCAGAUUUGAUAUUGUGUUUUGAAAAUCAUUGAUUACUGGGCUAGUGAUGGAUCUCAACGCUCUUUUCAAGGGUAGAUUUUGUUGCUUUCUCAAGGACCCACUUGAAGAGGCUGAGACUUGGGGAGAGUCUGUGGACAAACUCCUGUGUAGUAAACCUGGGCAGGCAGCUUUCCGACAAUUCCUGAAGUCAGAGUAUAGUGAGGAGAAUAUCCUGUUUUGGCUGGCCUGUGAGGACUACAAGAAGAUCAAGUCUCUUCCAGAGAUGAUCUCCUCUGCAAACAGGAUCUACUCUGAGUUUGUGGAAUGUGAAGCACCCAGACAGAUCAACAUUGAUUGUGGGACCAGAGAAAAUAUCACCAAGAACAUCUCCCAGCCGAGCCUGACUUCCUUUGACGCGGCACAGAAGCUGAUCUACAGUCUGAUGGCCAGGGAUUGUUACCCACGAUUCCUCAAGUCAGACAUCUACCAGGAUUUGCUUCGGAGAGCAGAUGCAAGGUGACUCUCUUAAAUGACAAACGCUCUAAGUGUUUCUCAACAUUUUAUGUACCACAGACAAGCUAUAGUCCCUCCAUCCAUGGAGGACCACUUUGAUUAAAGGGAUGGUUUUAUUUAUUUUUUACCUUAUUUUCGACUUACCUAGGGUGUUGUUACCUAGGGUUUAGUUUAGCAACGUCCAGAAUCUCCUGGCUAGACUGUUUUUAAAUGUAGCAAUGCACGUAGAAAUGGAUUGUAUCGUUCCUUAAAACUAGCACCUGAGAACUGACUAAAUGGCUGCCAGCUCACCAUUUAACCAGGAACUGGUCAAGAACAACCCAGAAGUUGAGAAACACAUUCUUUCAACUCUUUCAUCUACACUAUGCUUACCAUGUUAUUGCAAUCCAUCUACACUAUGCUUACCAUGUUAUUGCAAUCCAUCUACACUAUGCUUACCAUGUUAUUGCAAUCCAUGUCCAAACAAUAUCAGAGAUAUCUUUUCUGUAACUGGUGACUACAUUUAAUGGGUUGAUUCCAUUCUCAAUGAAUGUAUAUAGUAUAAUGUGUGCAAAGUUGUAUUUAACUAAGUAAUUUGUAGAGACUAAAAUGCCAACAUGUUGCCCCUUUGACUAUAAAUUAGAUGAUGAAUAAGUUCUUAAUUUGUAUCAAUAGUAUUAUCACUUCUGUAUGUAAUCAGAUACCGUCUCAAAUUGAAAUUAACAUGAUCUGAAUGAAUCAAGCAUCAAAUUUGAAAUAAAAAACUA
Molecule: messenger RNA, 1490 nt
Organism: Oncorhynchus tshawytscha (Chinook salmon)
Lineage: Eukaryota; Metazoa; Chordata; Actinopteri; Salmoniformes; Salmonidae
Product: regulator of G-protein signaling 21-like
Exons: 4
Coding region: 299-751 (150 amino acids)
Source: RefSeq, a predicted model, not a curated record